AUCAUGUGACUGCUAAGCGAACUACCAGCCCUCUGGAGAGAGAGAGAGUGAUAGUGUGCGUGCGUGUGUGUGUGUGUGUUAGAGGAGAAUGUGGAGGCGUAGAGCAAUGCAAACACCGUGUCGUGGAGUUACAUUGCCAUUACGCACUAUUACGCACUGACAGCUACUUUCAAGAGAAGAGCGCACACUGCAGAGGAGCGGAUUUUUGGAUUCCUCACAUACCCAAGACGAAGACAGAAGUUUUUCAUCAACAUAAAGCCGAUCUCCAGCCGAACAGAUUGAUCUUCAGAACAGAGCAGCUGCCAUUCAUCCGCACAGGAAUGGUGGAUCACUUGCCGCUUGGUGAGGAGACCUUCCUGUGUUAUACCGGCUCCCUGGGGUCUGACUACAACUGCCUCUGUCACCACGCCAAUGGUGGCGCGUUGCCGGGCAUCAUGGUGACUGACGCGUGCAUCUACGACCACCGCCACCACCCUUACCAAGGGGUGACGCUCUCCUCCUCCCCUCACCUCUCUGAGGACGACCUCAGCGACUCCUCCAGCCCUCGUUCAUCCCUCUGCUCCAGCCCCGAGUCCUCGUCGCCGAUGCUGCGGCAUGUUCUUGGCUCCAGCAGCGAAAGCAGGAGCAGCAGGAGCAGCGGGAGCUGUAGCUCCUCGGGUGGAGAGAGUCAAGACAGCCUGCUGGACCUCCUCCUCUCGCAGGCAUCCCUCACCACCUCGUUAAGCUCUAGCGCCAGCAGCAGCUCUCACUCUUCUUCUCUAUCUUCCUCUCUAUCCCUAUCCUCCCCGACAUGUUCUUCAUCCUCAUCUGCCCCUCUUUUACCCAUGGGCCUGGCUUGGGAGUCCAAGAGGGAGCAACGGUUGACCCUCCUCCAGCAGCAGGCCAAAGAGGACUGUUACGAGUUCCCCGUUUUCCUGGACGAGCUGCAGGAUCCCGCAGUGCUCUUAUUUCAGCCCACCCUGGAGGAGAUUGAGGAGUUCCUGGAGGAGAACAUGGUGGUGGCAAUGGAGAAAGAAGAAGAAGGGAGCGAUGAGGCGAUGUCGCCAAUGUCAGAGGAUGCUGAGUCGAAAGGUUCAAGGACAAUAGCAGGAGAACUCGUAUCAGUGUCACAGAACUCAGAUCAGACUGUGCCCGUGGCUCAUUCUCCACUCUCCUCGUACACAGAGACCAAACAUACACCAUGUGCAUCUGACAUGGACAGCUCGCCAUCAGCAGUGGAUGUUAGUUGUAUAACUAGUUCUACUAGUAGUGUUGAUGGGAUCAAACAGGAGGAUGGUUCGCCACCAGCCUCAUCAGAAGGUACCAGUGCCUCCAGUGUUCCUGUCAUCCUACAAAUCCAGCCCAUACAGAUCAAACAAGAGCCCAACCCCAGUGCCAUAUCAGAUGCUGUCACUCAGCAAACCGAACCCCAGCAAACUCAAACCCAGCCAACCCAGGCCCCGUCGGAUAUCAAAAUCGCCCAACUCCUGGUUAACAUCCAGGGUCAGACCUUUGCUUUGGUGCCUCAGCUGCUUUCCCCGACAAACAUUGCUAGCUCAAGCAAAAACGGAAGCACCGUUUCGCCCAAAUUUGUCCGGAUCGCGCCGGUGCCCAUUGCUGCGAAACCCAUUGGGAUUGGGGAAGGCGGUUUAGGCGGAGGCUCGACUGCAGGGGUCCUCGUUGGUCAGAGGUACCAGAAGAGCGCGGUAGCAGACCUCAUUAAAAUGCACAAGUGCUCUUUUCCCGGCUGUAAUAAGAUGUACACCAAGAGCAGCCACCUUAAAGCCCACCUGAGGAGGCACACGGGGGAGAAGCCCUUCGCAUGCACGUGGCCCGGCUGUGGAUGGAGGUUCUCCCGGUCCGACGAGCUGUCCCGACACCGGCGCUCCCACUCGGGAGUGAAACCAUACCAGUGCAUCGUCUGCGAAAAGAAGUUUGCCCGCAGUGAUCACCUGUCAAAACACCUCAAAGUCCACCGCUUUCCACGAAGCAGCAGGACAGGACGCUCUGCAAACUGA
Molecule: messenger RNA, 1997 nt
Organism: Sebastes umbrosus (honeycomb rockfish)
Lineage: Eukaryota; Metazoa; Chordata; Actinopteri; Perciformes; Sebastidae
Product: Krueppel-like factor 15
Exons: 3
Coding region: 321-1997 (558 amino acids)
Biological process (GO): regulation of transcription by RNA polymerase II
Molecular function (GO): DNA-binding transcription factor activity, RNA polymerase II-specific; RNA polymerase II cis-regulatory region sequence-specific DNA binding
Source: RefSeq, a predicted model, not a curated record